CCAGGAGGCGUCCCUUCACGCACCCUCUUCGCCGCCCUUCCCCUGGCGGAUCCCUGGUGGCAUUUUGAGUGUGUGCUUCCCGUUCUUUGCCUAAAAACUCAAACGCCUGAGUGACUUUCCUACCGACCUCUCGUGUGUGUCGGUAUCUUUCCCUCUUUGCCCCCAAUGUUCGGCAAGAGUCCAGAACGAAGCCCGCCUCCGACGACUUCAAAGAGCACAGAACAAGCGCCAAUGCCUACCGCGACGGGCUCCUUGGAGCCAAGUAAUGAAUCGCCAUCUCACGGCCGAUCCGCGACAACAGAUAACUCGCCCCCGGCGCCUCGUCCCAACCUUUCUGAGAAAGUUCAAGCACCGUUUGUACCUGGUCAAACUUCCGAAGCCGCGCCCACUGCCGUUACUACUGAUGCUCCAAAAAAGCACCAUCGCCUUUUACCCCUACCAUCGCGGACAUCUCUAAAAGCAGAUAGGUCAUCAACGUCUGAUAGGACUCAAGAUGGACCACAUGACGGAUCUGAGAACACACUUCGUGGUUCGCGGAGGAGUCUUCUGAGGGGCCGAAGGGAUAGAAGCAGAGGAAGCAGCAUGCGAUCCAAAGAGCAAAAUCCGGACGAGCCUAGUCUGGAGGAAAAUAAGACUGCUAGCCCUGAUGUGCACGAUCAAACGAGAUCGGACAAGGCUUCUAAACCCUCGCGAAAACUCUUCGCCUUUCUGAGCUGCUGUUCGUCAUCUGAUGUCGACCCCGAGGACGGUUCUAUUCCUCCGAAGAAGACUCCCACACGGCUAUCCGUUGUUCAGACUCAGCCAACGCCGGAGAAAGCGGAUGUCAAUGCCGCCGACUCGAGUAUGGCGGAGUCCAAGAUGUCGAGUUAUUUCAAGGACGAGAAGCCCAAUAUGACAGUGAUUCCCGACAAACAAUCAUCACAUGAAGAGGGUGCUGCGGAACCAAGCUCGCAAUAUGAUGGAACAAAAACGGCGCCAGUUAUACCUGAAUCUGUUCAAAAUCAACCUUCAUCAAGCGCGGACAAAGAAACCCGAGUGCCGGACACACAAUCGUCGAUCCAGCCGGCGAUUGUCGCCACUGAGCCCACGACGGUCGAGGAAUCAGAUGAAAAUACAAAUGCGGAUGAGAAUGCGGCAGAAGGCCAGGAGACGGAGAACUUUGAGGUGUCCGCUCAACCCGCUGUGACAGAGGUUGAACCGAAGCAACUUCCACGAGACGACGAGGCUGUCAGGUUACCUCCUCCGCCGCCGUUAGGCAAACAGCCAGAAACUUCCGUGCAGGAGAGAGCGCAGCAAUGGUUACUGCCCCCGGCUUUACCACAUCUACGAGAUCGCAAGUGCUUGGUUCUGGAUCUCGACGAGACAUUGGUGCAUAGUAGCUUUAAGUGUGAUUUGAAGGUUCUUGAACGUGCUGAUUUCACCAUUCCUGUGGAGAUUGAAGGCCAGUACCAUAACAUUUACGUGAUUAAACGGCCAGGAGUUGAUCAGUUCAUGAAGCGAGUUGGAGAACUGUAUGAGGUAGUUGUGUUCACAGCAUCUGUUUCAAAAUAUGGCGAUCCUUUGUUGGACCAAUUGGACAUUCAUGGUGUCGUCCACCACAGGCUGUUCCGGGAUAGUUGCUACAACCACCAAGGGAACUACGUCAAGGUUGGCCGUGACCUCCGGGACACUAUUAUCAUUGAUAACUCCCCAACGUCCUAUAUAUUUCACCCUCAACAUGCGAUACCCAUCAGCAGCUGGUUCUCUGACGCCCACGAUAACGAGCUUCUUGACCUUAUUCCUGUUCUCGAAGAUCUUGCCGGUACCCAGGUGAGAGACGUUAGCCUGGUUCUCGACAUCACACUAUGACAAUU
Aspergillus nidulans FGSC A4 is the source of this 1853-nucleotide messenger RNA. RefSeq names its product putative general stress response phosphoprotein phosphatase Psr1/2 (gene psrA). The record is from RefSeq and is a predicted model, not a curated record. The coding region runs from base 166 to 1848 and encodes 560 amino acids. NCBI's taxonomy places the organism in Eukaryota, Fungi, Ascomycota, Eurotiomycetes, Eurotiales, Aspergillaceae. The transcript has 5 exons. Gene Ontology annotation, molecular function: phosphatase activity. Gene Ontology annotation, biological process: cellular response to amino acid starvation; negative regulation of TORC1 signaling; response to salt stress.